Micropterus dolomieu (smallmouth bass) is the source of this 2967-nucleotide messenger RNA. RefSeq names its product chloride channel 6 (gene clcn6). Gene Ontology annotation, cellular component: intracellular membrane-bounded organelle; lysosomal membrane. Gene Ontology annotation, molecular function: voltage-gated chloride channel activity. The coding region runs from base 64 to 1950 and encodes 628 amino acids. Gene Ontology annotation, biological process: chloride transport; transmembrane transport. The record is from RefSeq and is a predicted model, not a curated record. The transcript is spliced from 20 exons. Lineage: Eukaryota; Metazoa; Chordata; Actinopteri; Centrarchiformes; Centrarchidae.
CGAACUCGCAGCUAAGCCCGGCUGUCCCACAGGCCCUGGACGCAGCAUGACACAACAGUGAAGAUGGCGUGUUGUGGAAACUGUUUUUGUUGCCAGUGUUGCUGCAGAGAAGGAGAGACGCGGACACCAGAGGAGCUGACAAUCCUUGGGGAAAUCCGAGAAGAAGAUGAUGAAAUUCUGCCCAGGAAGGACUAUGAGAGCUUGGAUUAUGACCGCUGCAUCAACGAGCCCUACGUGGAAGUUCUGGAGGGGAUGGACAACAAGAAAGCCAAAAAGUACGAAGCAGUCCGGUGGAUGAUGAUGUUUGCCAUCGGAGUGGCGGUGGGUCUGGUGGGCCUGUUUGUGGAUUUCUUCGUACGCCUCUUCACUAAAAUCAAGUUCACUCUGGUUGGUGAUUCAGUGGAGAAGUGCAGCGACAAAGGCUGCCUCUCUCUGUCUCUGCUGGAGCUCCUGGCCUUCAACAUGACCUUCGUCUUCAUCGCCAGCGUGCUCGUCCUAAUUGAGCCAGUAGCUGCAGGUUCAGGGAUCCCAGAAAUCAAAAGUUACUUGAACGGAGUGAAGAUUCCCGGAAUCGUCCGGCUGCGAACGUUCCUCUGCAAGGCUGCUGGAGUCCUGUUCAGCGUGGCUGGAGGUCUGUUUGUGGGGAAGGAAGGUCCAAUGAUCCACAGCGGCGCCAUUGUGGGAGCUGGCCUUCCUCAGUUUCAGAGCAUCACUUUCAAGAGGAUCAACUUUGAUUUUCCCUACUUCCGCAGUGACAGGGACAAGAGAGACUUUGUGUCAGCCGGCGCUGCUGCAGGAGUAGCUGCUGCCUUCGGUGCUCCGAUAGGUGGCACCCUCUUCAGUCUGGAGGAGGGCUCCUCUUUCUGGAACCAGGCCCUUACCUGGAAAGUGCUCUUCUGUUCCAUGUCGGCCACGUUCACCCUCAACUUCUUCCGUUCGGGGAUCAACUUCAACAAGUGGGGCUCCUUCCAGCUUCCCGGGCUGCUCAACUUCGGAGAGUUCAAGUGUCCAGAUGGAGAUAAGAACUGCCACCUGUGGACAGCAGUGGACCUGGCCUUCUUUGUCCUGAUGGGGGUGAUGGGUGGCCUGCUGGGGGCCCUCUUCAACUGCAUGAACAAGGGUCUGGCGAAAUACCGCAUCCGCCACAUCCACCCGAAGGCCAAGUUCAUCAGAGUCCUGGAGAGUCUGCUGGUUAGCAUGGUGACGACAGUGGUGAUAUUUGUAGCUUCCAUGGUGUUGGGCGAAUGUCGGGACCUGUCCUCCCCCACAGCCCACAACACCACGCUGUCCGGCAGUGAGGACAUCAACUCAACCGUCCGCCAGUUCUUCUGCACCAACAAGACCUACAAUGACAUGGCCACGUUGUUCUUCAACCCGCAGGAAGCAGCCAUCCACCAGCUCUUCCACCAGGAAGGUACCUUCAGCCCUGUGACUCUGUCAGUGUUCUUCCUACUGUACUUCCUGUUGGCCUGUUGGACGUACGGUGUGUCUUUACCCAGUGGGCUCUUUGUGCCCUCGCUGCUGUGCGGGGCGGCUUUUGGACGUCUGGUUGCCAACAUCCUCAAAGUAUGCAAAUCCUGGGGGUACCCUGUUAAUGUACAUCCACCUGUUUGCCUCUCUGUACGUCCACCACAGAGCGCCACCCAGCCCAGGCUGUCCUACGCAGAGAUGACAGAGGAUUACCCACGUUACCCUGACAUCCAUGACUUGGACCUCGCCCUGCUCAACCCCCGCAUGAUAGUGGACGUCACCCCCUACAUGAACCCGUGUCCCUACACAGUGUCACCCAACACCCGCAUCUGCCAGGUGUUCAACCUGUUCAGGACCAUGGGCCUGCGACACUUACCUGUGGUCAACGCUGUGGGGGAGAUUGUCGGAAUAAUCACAAGACAUAAUUUAACCCACGAGUUCCUGGUGGCCAAACUGCGACAGCACUACAUCACCAUUUGAGUCGACUCUGGACGUCCUGCCGUCCCCCUCCGACCCCCCCAGACUCUGUUCAGCCUGGUCCUGAGCCUCUUGUCUCUGUCCUUUCCUAACAGCAUGUUCCCAAACACUUUCAGGGCUUUCACAACCACACACACGUUCUCCGUCACCCAGUCAGGAACACACUUCUCCAAUAAGUGAAACCAUUCAGUUGUAUUUCACAUUUCCAGUGUAGCGUUGUCAGCCUCCGAUCCACCGGGCCGGACACAUGUACUGUAGGUACCAUAGAACAGUUAUGGAAUAGAUUGUAUAAUCGCUAAUGUAACUGGGGGACUGAGAACACGUUUCUUUUUUUAAAUCAGGAGAUCGCUUUGUUAGCAGCAUCACACAGUCCCAACAUGAAUUAUAUCUGUGGUCUCCACACAGAUGAAGACCAGCCCUGAAGAUUUGUUCAGUGAUUCUGACAGGUCUGAAGUUGAGCUCAUUGGCUGCUGUUUCUGCUGGUUGGAGACGCAAUUGACCAAUCAGAGCUUGCUAGGCAGAAUUCAGACUGAGGAAGUCAUCGUUAGCUAGCUACAGAACUACAUCUGGGAAAACAUACAAAACAGAAACAGAGCAGACUUGCAGUGGUGCUGUGCCAUGCUUCUGACGGCCAUUAUUCCAAACUCCAAUAGUUUGAAAAAUGUCUUACUGGACCUAAAGCCCAUUUGUCAGCCCGUUACCCGAAAAACAAAUUCCCAAUGCUCUGAAAAUACCAGUUGUUAGUUCAGUGGCUGACUCCGAGUCUGUGGUGCUCAGUCGGCGAUGAUUUUAUUCCCUCGUUGGAAAUUUGUCUGCGACAGUAACAUCUUUUGAAAUGUGGUUUGGUGGAAGGCUGGCAAAUCCUAUUAAAGGGUCAUUUCGGCAUGUUUAAACUAGGGCCCUGUUUCCACAUAUUUUAGGGUCGAAAUGACUCGGAGGUACGAACCUGCAGCUGUGGCAUCCACAGAAAGUGCUUCUUCUGCCUGCAACAGGCUCAGGCUGUUACACCAGGUGUCUGAC